AUGCAUGCACAGACAACCAUGUGGCACUAGUUGUUCAUCAAUUAAGUGGUUGUAUCAAGGCAUGGUUAUCUAUUCGAUUUUCCUCAUAUUCAGCUAUUCGGCCUACCUCUGUAACCAAGGUGUCCGGAUAAUCGAGGUUCCACUUUACAUGAAUUCCGUUACAUAGUUCAUCUAUACUCAUGCACAAAGCAUCUAAAGUUGAAUUCGCCCAGAAUUUAUGGUAAAUUAGGCUUCAUUAAUGGUUUACAGUGCCAGUAGAUUACCACAACUGUGUGAGUGGUUGUACAAAUGUUGAUAUCUUUUGAUUGGAAUCUUUCUAAGAAAUGGUGCUGAUACCAUUGUGUAGGUGAAUGAAUAGGCUACAACAAGUGUAUUUCUUGAAAGAUGCAUGCCAAACCAAAUCCACUAUCAAAGUACACAGUAAUUUUGCUGGAUGCACUGUAUGUGGUUGGCAAGUAGCUAGUAUGCCAUGGCCUCCUACACAUACAUGGAAAAUGCUAACUUUUAGCUGGUUGAAGCUUACAGCAUAUAGAUAGAAGCACUUUUAACAAUGGAUGAAUUUCAGUAUUUGAAGUAUGACAAAGUUAUGAAGGUUGAACUCAACACACAUGGACUUAACCCUCUCCUCCAAUGAUUCCACAACUGGUACCUCAACCGAGGUCGGUAUGGACGGGGAUAAGAAGAAACACGGCAAGACUUUCUCACGGGCAGUAAGGAGUGUGUUCCAUGCAACGUUCAGACGAGCAUUCUUCUAUGGUUUCUACACCUGGCUCACCCACACUUUGUUCGGACUACCUGUGGCUAUUCUCCCAGCUGUAGUGGCUGGGAUAGCUGGAGCCAUUCCAUUCAUUGGGGCAUACUGGGUGGCAUUGCCUGCUGUGUUGGAGCUGUGGCUGCUGCAGGGACAACUGCUCUCCGCUCUAGCAUUGUUCACUCUCUCUUUGUUACCUCUGCUCUUUGUGGACACACUCAUCAAUAGGGAAAUUGAAGGUGGACACCCUUACCUGACUGGUCUAGCCAUUGCUGGAGGUAUCUACUUUGCUGGUCUGCAGGGAGCACUCAUCGGGCCCAUCCUACUAUCCUGUCUCCUCUUUGUAGUGGACUUUUAUGGUGGCAGCUUCUUUUAACUUUAGGUAUCCUGUUUAAUUAUGUUACGAGUCAGUAAUUGUAUAGUUAGACCAUGUUUACCAAUGUCAUGUACAUGUAUGCCACCUGUUAAAAAAUUGUACGGUUUUCCUCCGAUCGCUUGUUUCCAUGCUUUUUGUCAGAUCCUAUAUUUAUAGCAGCACUACUGGGUAUAGCUAAAUGUCAAUGACGUGGUGUUUCGUAUGAGGCAUGAGUGAAGUACUGAAUCAUGUACAGUGUACCAGUAGAACCUCAGCUUGGCAAUUUUCUUUUUUGUGUGUCCCUUAAAUGCGCAUGCACAUGCAGCUGUUACUAUGGAGACAGGCCUGCUUCUCUGCGCAUGCAUGCACAGACAACCAUGUGGCACUAGUUGUUCAUCAAUUAAGUGGUUGUAUCAAGGCAUGGUUAUCUAUUCGAUUUUCCUCAUAUUCAGCUAUUCGGCCUACCUCUGUAACCAAGGUGUCCGGAUAAUCGAGGUUCCACUUUACAUGAAUUCCGUUACAUAGUUCAUCUAUACUCAUGCACAAAGCAUCUAAAGUUGAAUUCGCCCAGAAUUUAUGGUAAAUUAGGCUUCAUUAAUGGUUUACAGUGCCAGUAGAUUACCACAACUGUGUGAGUGGUUGUACAAAUGUUGAUAUCUUUUGAUUGGAAUCUUUCUAAGAAAUGGUGCUGAUACCAUUGUGUAGGUGAAUGAAUAGGCUACAACAAGUGUAUUUCUUGAAAGAUGCAUGCCAAACCAAAUCCACUAUCAAAGUACACAGUAAUUUUGCUGGAUGCACUGUAUGUGGUUGGCAAGUAGCUAGUAUGCCAUGGCCUCCUACACAUACAUGGAAAAUGCUAACUUUUAGCUGGUUGAAGCUUACAGCAUAUAGAUAGAAGCACUUUUAACAAUGGAUGAAUUUCAGUAUUUGAAGUAUGACAAAGUUAUGAAGGUUGAACUCAACACACAUGGACUUAACCCUCUCCUCCAAUGAUUCCACAACUGGUACCUCAACCGAGGUCGGUAUGGACGGGGAUAAGAAGAAACACGGCAAGACUUUCUCACGGGCAGUAAGGAGUGUGUUCCAUGCAACGUUCAGACGAGCAUUCUUCUAUGGUUUCUACACCUGGCUCACCCACACUUUGUUCGGACUACCUGUGGCUAUUCUCCCAGCUGUAGUGGCUGGGAUAGCUGGAGCCAUUCCAUUCAUUGGGGCAUACUGGUUGGCAUUGCCUGCUGUGUUGGAGCUGUGGCUGCUGCAGGGACAACUGCUCUCCGCUCUAGCAUUGUUCACUCUCUCUUUGUUACCUCUGCUCUUUGUGGACACACUCAUCAAUAGGGAAAUUGAAGGAUGAGUUUUGUACGGCUAGUAUAAUUGUAUGUCUAUUCCUUUCGUUGUGUGUCAAGACUGUAGCACACGGUCCAGAGCCGUGGUCCAGAUGUGCCAACAAAUCCCUGCAGUAUACAAAAUGCAUGAAGAAGAAUCCUUGAAUUGAAUACGUGUAGCAAGGAAAAGUAGAAGAAAUAAUGUUGCAUAUGGCAACCAACAAGAGAGCCCCUGCAGGGCCUCUGUACACAAAGACUCUAUUGUAACAGAGACCCAGCCUGCUCCACAGGAAGUGCUAAUUAAAACUGCACAGAAUAUUAUACUAACCAGAGCACUGAAGUGCAAACCCUCUGUUGUUAAUUUGAAGUUUAGUAGUCUACAGCCUCGAGUCCAAGCCGCGUGUUAAUCUGUGCAACGACCAACGUGCAGGUUCAAGCUUUUUAGCUUCUUAGCUUUUGCUCACUUUUAUUCGACAACGAAGCUUUAACAUCAAAAUCUGCCAAAUUUAUAAAACUACUACCUUGUUGUGUUGAGGCUAUCCAUUGUAUAAACACAGUGCUAUCGCAUCCAGGUGAGUAGACUCAGAACACACAGACAGGCAGACAGACAGACUGACACUCUACUGUAAGCCACAGCGCGCCUCGGGUUAAUGAAAGCACUGCAGCUAGGUGCAGCUAGGUGCUGAUGCCUCCCUUGGUGGAUUUGUCAAAGCUACAUAGGAGUGGGAACACACACACACACACACACACACACACACACACACACACACACACACACACACACACACACACACACACACACACACACACACACACACACACACACACACACACACACACACACACACACACACACACACACACACACACACACACACACACACACACACACACACACACACACACACACACAAAUGCACAUAAACAC
Molecule: messenger RNA, 3359 nt
Organism: Halichondria panicea
Lineage: Eukaryota; Metazoa; Porifera; Demospongiae; Suberitida; Halichondriidae
Product: transmembrane protein 245-like
Exons: 6
Coding region: 609-1127 (172 amino acids)
Source: RefSeq, a predicted model, not a curated record